AUGUUUGGGGGAAGCAAUUGGAAUGGCUGGGGGGAGUAUAUUCAAGCAAAGACAAACAAAGUCCAGGAGCAGCUGCAGAGAUCCCUUGCCUCUGAACGAGCACGCGGAACCAGCAGCAGCAGCAACAGCAGCAGCAGCAGCAGCAGCAGCGGGGAAGCUGCUUGGUGGAACAAGUACUUAGAACGCCCUUCAUCUCUCUUUUCUUCUUUAACAUUUUAUAUCGACGGCCUCCAGCGCCUCGAAGGCCCUGAGUUAAUCUCCACGCAAUACUGUGGCGACUCACCAAGCUGCGCCGUACCCUCGGGGGCCAACCCCGUUGGGGGCCCCCAAGGGGGCCCCCCUGGGGGCCCUUCUGGGGGCCCCUCUGGUGUUCUUUCUUCAGGCAUUCUUUCUUCAGGGGGCCCCCCUUCAGGCAGCUCUUCUAGGGGCCCCCCUGGUGGUUAUUCUUCUGGGGGACCCCCUUCAGGCUGUUCUUCUGGGGGCCCCCCUUCAGGCUAUUCUUCUGGAGGCCCCCCUAAUACCUUUAUUUCAGGGGCGCCCGUAUUAGGAGAGGCAGUGAUUGAGUGUGUACAGCUGAAGAGGGUGUUGGUGGCGCACGGAGGCCAAAUAUCGCUGAGUAUGGGGAAAGGCGUGACGCACAUUUUAGUCGAUAACGUCGCACUGGGCAAUCAAAAAUGGAGAAAACUCAGAGACCGAGGUGGUACUGCACGGAGUUAUGUAGUCGUCCGGUGUUGUUGGGUCUUUUCUUCAAUUGACUCUGGCCGCCUGUUGUCUCCUUCUCUAUUCAAGCCAAAGGGGCUGCAGCUUAACAGCCAGAUGCUGCUGCGGCGCUGGGUACCUGCAGCAGCAGCACCACCAGGGGGGUCCCACCGCCUGCAGCAAGGGGCCCCCUCUUCGGCAGCAGGGGCCCCACUUCCUUUGAAACAGCGACAGACUUCUUUAAACAACACCUCCACGCAUGCACAGAACCGAGAAAGACAAAGUACACGUUCACCAGAACCUGCUGCUGCUGCCGCAGCGCCUGCUGCGGCUGUUUCUGCUGCUGCUGCAGCAGGCGCUGUUGUUGCAGGAUCGUCUGCGUCUUCUGAUUGUGCUACUGAAGAUGAUUGCGACACAGCAGAGCUUCGCUCUAGCAGCAAGCCGCCCCAGCAACAGCAGCAGCAACGGCGACAGCAACAGCAACAACAGUGGCAGCAGCAACAGCAACAGCAGCAGCAAGAAGAGCAACAUUUCCACUCAAACAAAAGACAGGCAGUCGGGUCCCCGUAUCCACGUAGUGGUGCUGCUCCCGUGACAGCAGCAGCGGCAGCAGCAGAACCUGCUGCUGCUGCAGCAGAGUAUAGUGGUGUAGUAGAUGCAACCGAGGCAGCAGCAGAAAGAGCAGCAACUACCGAAGUUUUAUCUACGCCCGAAUCUGCUGUUUGCAUUGUGGAGAGUCCUCCAGCAACACCUGAAGGCACAGUAGCAACAGCAGCAACAGCAGAAGCAACAGCAGCAGCAGCAGCAGCAAGUGCAUUGCCAGUCAAAGUCACGCCGGCAGCAGCAGCAUCCGCUACCUCUGAGCCAGCAGAGCAGACCGCACUGCUACGGGCAGGAACAGCAGGAGCAAGAACAGCAGCAGCAGCACCAAAAGCAGCAGCAGCAACAGCAGCAGCAGCACCAAAAGCAGCAGCAGCAACAGCAGCAGCAGCACCAGCAGCAGCAGCAACAGCAGCAGCAGCACCAGCAGCAGCAGCAGGAGGAAAGAGAAGGGCUGUUGUCGACUGCAGACAGCCCGACUUUGUCUCCUCUUUCUUUGAGCAUUCACGGCUCCACUUCAUUGGGGUGUGGCAGAACCGCUGUGCUGCUAUGCUCACUCGUCUCCUCAGCAGCAACAGCAGCAGCAGCAGCAGCAGUCGGCAGGUUGCGCUUCCGUGGAGGGAUGCAUCCGUUAAGAGCGAUUCGCUGCAGCCCUUUCUGCUGCCUCUCAACCUAACGCUGCCUCACGACAGUGAUGUUGCUGCUGCUGCUGCUGCUACUCAUUCCCCAUUGCUUCUGCGGUCUCCCAAUCCCGCAGCACCAACAACAGCAGCAGCAGCAGGAACGCCCCCUGGAGCAGCAACACUCUCUGCAACAGCAGCAGGGCGGUGGAUCAUACAUGUUGAUUUCGAUGCCUUCUUCGUCUCUGUGGCCCUCCUCAAGCAUCCCCACUUAAAAGACAAACCGACGUUCAUUCAAAUCUGCUUCCCGCUGCUACCCCACACGCAGGAGGCCCUUCCUGAGCAGCUCGCCUGCAGCAGUAGCAGCAGCAGCAUCAGCAGCAGCAUCAGCAGCAGUAGUAGCAGCAGCAUCAGCAGUAGCAGCAGUAGUAGCGGCAGCAGUAGCAGCUCGUCGCAGACGAUCGCCAGCCGCAGCACUAACUUAACCACCCCCGACAGUAGCAGUGCUAGCAGCAGCAGCAACACCAAUUGCAGCAGCAACAGCAGCAGGGAGGUGACUGAGGCUGCAAUUGUUGCAGAUGUGUGCGUGGCUUUGAGGAAAGCGAUAAUACAAAUAACAGGUUGCACGGCCUCUGUGGGCGCUGGCAGCAAUUGCCUCUUAGCAAAGCUGGCAACUGCAGCAGCAAAGCCAUCUGGUGCUGCUGCGGGUGCAGCAGCAGCUCCAAGGAAGCAGAAAGCAGUAGCAGCAGUAGCAGCAGCCGCAGCAGCCGCAGUAGUGCAGCGCGAGGGUGUAUGCGUGGUGAAGGGUGGAGCAGCAAAUGCAGCCGCCUUUGUGGGGCCCCUCCGUCUGCGCCGCAAGAGAGGGGCCCAGCUGUGGUGGCUUUGCCACGGGGUAGACGUGCGCCCGAUCCCAUCUCAUCUCACUGCCGCUCCUGCUGCUGCAGGAGCAGCAGGUGCGGCAGCAGCAGCAGCGGAAGCUGCUGCUGCCCCUGCUGGGGCUGGAAUACUGUUGUACAGACAGCCAGGAGCUCCCAUCAAGACCACCAAAUUUCUGGGCUGCGGAUUGUGUGAUUCGGCGAGGGGUUCACGUGUCGUUGGCAGCAGCAGAAGCAACAGCAGCAACAGCAACAGCAGCAACAAAAAUAGGAGUAUUGUAUUUGGGGUGCAAUCGGCAGAAGAUCUGUACGAGGAACUUCAAGCGCUGUGGAGAGAGAGUCUUAGCGGUAUAUGUCCACUAGAAGACUACCGCGGCAUCACGCUGGUGCUGCAGCAGUUGCGAACACAGCAGCAGGAAGAGGCGCUGCGGCGGCAGCAGGAGCAUCUGCAGCGCAGCAUCUUAGAUGUUGCCUUCAAGAACAGCAACAGCAGCAGCGGCAGCACCAGAGGGGCCAGCAGCAGCAGCAAAGGCACCAGCAGCAGCAGCAGCAGCAAAAGCUGCAGCAACACGCUGGAGCCCUGCUGCAUAGUCAUAGAUACAAUCCAAGAGUCGCAGGAUAGGUCACCGUCGCAACACCCACAGCAGCAACAGCCGGUGGAGCAGGAACAGCAGACGAAGCAACAGCAGCAGCAGCAGCGUAUGCAGCAGGAAAAAGCAGCGCCAACGGCCCCCAAAGCAUCUUCCCCACCCAUGGAUUGCUGCUUUAUUACUGCGAGCGACAGCAGCGACAGCAGCAGCAAGAAAGAGACAGACAAACCGCUAAGGGCAGCUUCAGGCCGAAGUAGGGCCAGCAGCACAGCUGCUGUUGUUGCUGCUGCUGCUGCUGCUGCUGUUGACAGUCUGCGCGGCUGCGACGGGCUGCCGGGAACCCCUCAGAAGCGCCUCCGAAGUCGAGACAGAAGCCAUUCGCUGCACGAGGACCAGCAGCAGCAGCAACAGCAGCAGCAGCAGCAACAGCAACAGCAGCAGCAUUGGGGGGCGCGUACACCUGAUAGUCAGGCCUCAACACCCCUUUUGAAAACCCCAAGGAUAGACAGAGGUAAACGCAUGCAGACAGCAGAUGCCAGCAACCGCAGCAUUAAGGGUUCGCAGAGCAGCAGGAAGAGGAGACGUUCAGCAGCCGGAGUACCUGCUGCUGCUGCUGCUGCUGCUGCUGCUGCUGAUCGUGGGAGGUCCCCAAUGUCGACUCAGCGGAGCCUGGAGGAGUUCCUGCCUGGAGGCGGCCGAUCCCCCCAAACCAUUCGAAAGGAUCAGAAGCAGCAGUGCAGCAGCAAUAUCGCAGCAAAGGACAUUUCGCGUGAUGCUGCUGCUGCCGGUGCUGCUUGUGCAGCGCCGAAUGUCAUAUCUUUGCUUACUCAAAAUCCAGACAGUAGCGACGGCAGCAGCAGCGAAACGCUACCUGAGGUUUAUUCCCAGCUGCAGCAACAGCAGCAACGGGGAGACUGCUGUUGUGGCUCUGCUGGCAGCAACAGCUGCUGUUGCGAUGCUGAGGCGUGUCUUAUGCAGUGCUUGUCGCAUCUCUUUUCGCUUCAUGGUGCUCCACGUCGCCCAGCCCUGUCAAUUCGUGUUGCUGCUGCAGCUCAGCCUGUGCUGCAGCUGCUCCUGCAGCAUGCUGCUGCAGCAGGCGCCAACGCAGCACGCCUCGGGGGCAAGACUUCCCACGUCGUUGCUGCGGUAUCAAGCCGCAUUGCUGCUGCUGCGGAUAACAGCUGUGCUUCCCCCCAUGCGCGCACUCGCCAAACACAUCAAACGCCUGCUACCGCUGCUGCUGCCCCAGCUGCUGCUGCUGCUGGGGCCCCUAGCAUCUCUCCUAUCAACGGAGGCCCUUCAGGGGGACCGUCUGUAGCCCUUGGCCUCUGUUCCGACACCGUCGAGCCUGCACUGGCAGCAACACCAGCAGCAGGUGCUGCUGCUGCGGCUGCUACUGACGAUGAUGCUUGUUCUGCACCUGGCCCAGCGCAAGGACCUCCUUCAAGAGGCGCCGACCCCGCAGGGCAAUCCGAUGGCCCCGAAGGGGACAAGCAGCUGCCAGCAGCGGUAGCACCAGAGGGAGCAACACCAGCAGAAGGAUCAGAACUACCAACAGCGGGAGCAGCAGCAAAAGCAGCAGGAGCAGCAGCCGAGGCAGCCUAUUGGGAGUGUAUCGCCGCUGUUCUAGAAGGAUUUGGAGGGGCCUUGCUGGCUGUUUUUGAAAACUUAGUGGGUGUCGGUGCUCACGAGGAGCGACAGCUGCUGCUGAGAGCCCUGCUGCGGUUGCUGCAAACUCCUGCGGCCCGCACUGCCACGGCAGCAGCAGCAGCAGGAACAGUUGCUGCUGCUACUGCAGCGGAGAUGAAGGGAGAAGCCCCCGGAGAAGAAGACUCUCCAGCUUGGCUGACGCUGCUGCUGCUGCAGCUGUUGGUGUGCUCAGCAGGUCGCCUUGUCUGGCCUCUGCUGCUGCAGCGCGCCAAUGAUGCUGCAUUGUGCUGUUAG
This is a messenger RNA of Eimeria acervulina, 5328 nucleotides long. RefSeq names its product ImpB/MucB/SamB family domain-containing protein, putative. The transcript has 6 exons. Gene Ontology annotation, cellular component: nucleus. The record is from RefSeq and is a predicted model, not a curated record. Bases 1 to 5328 code for a protein of 1775 amino acids. Gene Ontology annotation, biological process: error-prone translesion synthesis; error-free translesion synthesis. Gene Ontology annotation, molecular function: damaged DNA binding; DNA-directed DNA polymerase activity; deoxycytidyl transferase activity. NCBI's taxonomy places the organism in Eukaryota, Apicomplexa, Conoidasida, Eucoccidiorida, Eimeriidae.